Molecule: messenger RNA, 7064 nt
Organism: Xenopus laevis (African clawed frog)
Lineage: Eukaryota; Metazoa; Chordata; Amphibia; Anura; Pipidae
Gene: igdcc3.L
Product: immunoglobulin superfamily, DCC subclass, member 3 L homeolog
Exons: 14
Coding region: 828-3122 (764 amino acids)
Source: RefSeq, a predicted model, not a curated record
UCCUCCUCCUCAGCUCACCAACAUGUGUUCAAUGUAUUCAUAGUUUAUCUUGGUAUCUCAAACUUUGACUUGUUACUGUGUCUGAUUUUUUGGUCCCAAUCAUUUUGUCCUGUCCCACCCCCACUGUCUGGUGUUUUCCAUCCUCACACUGACUUGAUGUUAUCUCUCUGUUACUAUCACUCAUUCUCUUCUUGCCCGUCUCUAUGAUAUCUGGAGGUUCAGUCUUUUGUUCCAGCUUUUUGUUUCCAAGGUGUCCACGAAAACCCAAUCAGAUCUAUUCCCCUACACCAGUAUAAGAUGAUAUUGAGAUUUUUAUGCUCAGAGAACUGACACAAUACAUUGGAACUGGUACACAUAAAGAUCUUCUCAUGCAUCAUUAAAAAAGCAGCAAAAAUGCAGUGGUGAUCUAACAAGGUUUAGGGUAGAGGAAUCGCAGGCAUCUGUGAUUGGCUCCUCCUGAAAUCCACAUUCCCGCAUUGGGGAUCCCUUGCCUAAAAAGUGCACUGGCAGAAAGCACAAGCUGGAUCUUUUGUUCCCCAGAAAGGGCCUCAAGAGAACUGUGAUGAGAGGGAGGGGAGGGGGACCUGGGAGCUGCUGGUUCAGUGCACACACACUCACACACUCACACUGAUGGCUCUCUAGGAGCAAGGGGGAUGCUGGCAAUUUUUAAUGCAUGCUCAAGAUGAUGCAAACGUGUCCCCAAUUGUCCCAAUGAGGAGUGACUGAACCCCCCUGGCUGUCUGGCUUUCUUUGUGCGUCUGCUCUCUCCACUCUGCUCUUGCCUUACAGCAUUCUCCUGUUUUUUGGAAACACUACAAAGUGAACCUAUGGCUUGGGGAGGCUGUGCGUGGUCCUUUGGAUUUACAGUAGGACUGAUUAUAUCUCUCCUGGGUUACUGUGACUCAGUGGAGUUGGUGUUCACAGUGGAACCCAGUGAUGAAGUUGCUGUACCAGGACAGCCUUUGACUCUUUUCUGCUCGGCAGAUGGGGUGCAACCAAUCACCAUCACAUGGAGGAAGAAUGGCUCUCCCAUUUGGAACAAGGCCCAUGCAUUGCCUUUGCCUAAUGGCACACUGUACAUUCCACUCUUUCACUCGGUGCAUGAAGAUGAACCCUCUGACCAAGGAGAAUAUGACUGUGUGGCACAGAAUCGCUUUGGGUCAGUAGUAAGCCGCAAGGCUAAAGUACAGACAGCAGUCAUGUCUGAUUUCUACAUCUUCCCGCAAGAUACGACUUUAGAAGAAGGUGGCGUAGCUAGAUUUCAAUGCCAGAUCCAUGGGCUACCAGAACCAGAAAUUGUAUGGGAACGUAAUGGAGAGAUUAUUGAUACAUGGAACCUCAGGUACACCCUACUGCCAACCGGUGUCCUACAGAUAACUGCGAUACGUGCUGAAGAUGCCGGUACAUACCGAUGUGUGGCCACCAAUGCAGCAGGCGUGAAGUACAGUCCUUCCGCAACCCUGAAAGUCACAGAUGUCCAUUCCACUGGUUACAAAGACCCAAUGAUCCUGGUUGGCCCCGAGAACCUCACUAAGACAAUUCAUCAAACAGCAAUCCUUGAGUGUAUGGCCACGGGAAACCCCCGUCCUAUUGUAUCCUGGAGCCGACUUGAUGGACGCCCAAUUGGCGUGGAAGGUAUACAGGUGGUAGGGAAUGGGAACCUCAUGAUUUCAGACUUGACUGUUCAUCACUCUGGGGUUUAUGUGUGUGCUGCAAACAAACCUGGAACUAGAGUGCGCCGGACAGCACAAGGACGACUGGUGGUGCAAGCUCCAGCUGAAUUUGUCCAGCACCCACAGUCAAUAACUCGGCCUGUUGGUACCACCGCCAUUUUCACUUGUUUGGCACAGGGUGAACCACCCCCUCAGAUCACCUGGUUGAAGAACGGUCAGGAAUUGGAACCCAGUGGACACAUCAAGUUAAAAAACAACAACAGCUCUCUGGCCAUUUCUGGAAUAAGUCAAGAAGAUGAGGCUAUCUACCAAUGUGUAGCACAGAACAGUGCUGGUUCCAGCCAAGCUAGUGCCCGUCUGUCUGUGCUCUGGGCAGAGGGCUUGCCAGGCCCACCCCAAGACAUCAGAGCCACCACUGUCUCAUCCACUUCCAUCCAAGUGUCCUGGAGUGAACCACUGGAUAACACAAAGGAAAUCAUUGGCUAUGUGGUGCACCUUCAGAAAACUGCAGACCCUGUACAAAUGGAAUAUCAAGAGGCAGUGAGCAAGGACACUUUCCAGCAACUGGUGACAGACCUUGAACCUUCCACUACUUAUAGUUUUUACAUAAAAGCUUAUACCUCCAGAGGUGCCAGCAAAGCAUCCAUUAGUGUACAUCAAAGCACCUUGGGAGAAGUUCCUGCUGUACCAUCCCUGUACAUUAAGGUCUUGAACAGUACAGCCAUCCAGGCCGCAUGGGAACCAUCAAUAAAACUGGGCCAGAAUGAGGGCUUUAAAUUGUAUUACCGCAAGGUACCAACACCAAAUUACACUGGCCCCAUGCUCCUGCCCAGCAAUAUCACAGCUUAUAACAUCUGUAGGCUUGACCCCUUAGUGGUUUAUGAGGUGAAGCUUCUGGCAUUCAACCAACAUGGAGAUGGCAAUUCUACUGUACGCUUUGUGUCCUUAAAGGAAGCAUCAGCACGGGCAGUAUUAAACCCAUCCUGUAACUGCGUGAGUGACGAACAGAGGCCGAAAUCCUCUACUACUGGUAUCAUCAUUGGUAUUCACAUUGGAGUGACCUGUAUUAUCUUCUGUGUGCUCUUCCUAAUCUUCAGCUAUCGUGGGAGGCUCAUGAAGUGUAAAUCUGUGCAAGAACAGCGCUCUGUCCCACAGCCAACCAGUGCUGAAAGUGGAAGGACUACGGAUGGAGCCAGUCAAAAUGGCACUCUUCUGAGGGUUUAUGAGGCACCAGGUUCUAAGGAGAAAGUAAGCGAUCUCAAUGAGAUGGAACAUCUUUUUCCUCAUGCAUCUCCACACCAAGAUGGCAGUACUUUGUGUCCCCCAGUUAGCCCACCCACUGUGGAUGAGACACUGGUGUCCACAAUCACGCCGGAUGAAGUCCAGUUUUCUGAGGAAGACCCUCCUGGACCCCAGACUCCAAACCUUCCGCCAAUAAAAAGAGACUGAUCUUAUUUGACUUCCCUCUGAAUCAGAACUCACCCAAAAUCCUCGCUGCUUUAGCCAGCCUGAUCUGGCAGAGCUUUUUACUCAAUCUCAGGUCUCCAUUUUCUAAACCCAGCAGCCCCUGGCAUCUUUUUGAUAGAGUUUUGUACUUUUUUUUCUAUGUGAGAACUUAGCACUUAUGGACUGUUGUUCUUAAAAAGACAUUAAGCAGCCAUUUUUUUCGUCAACCACCACAUAUAAUUUACCUGCUUUAAGCCCUUUGGUUGCAGGGCUGAAGGACAUUUUUGGGAAUGUUUUAUGUUGCGACUGGUUUAUAAUUACAUUUAUUAGAGAUGAUUGUUAUGGCCUUUGGGAUACUCCAGUAAGGUCUGCUGCUCUCUAAGUUUGGUCACCUAUUCAUUUUGUAAUUCCUUGACUGUUAAGGAAGAGAAGAAUGAAGGAUAAAAAGAAUAACAUGAAGUCCAUACAGAGGUCAUUCUCCAAAACUACCUCAACCGGGAUGAAUGUUUUCAAGUACGAUCUGCUUCUUUUUCCUGUCUGCCUAGUAGACGGCCAGUACAGACACCUGCCCUACAGUGGGCUUCUGGUAUUUAGGAUUUUUGUUUAUUUUUAUUUUUGGGAUUCCAGGGAGAAUACAGCAAAACAUUAGCUCGAAUUUGGUAGAAGGGUGCAUCUAAUGAAAAAUAAGGAAUGCAAAAAUAAGGUAUAUUCUGCGUUGUACAGUAAGAGUGAAAAAGUAGCGGUGAAACCAUCACCAAUCCUUGAUAACAAUGUGAAAUGUGUUUGUUUUUUGCACUGGAAAUACAGAGCUGGUGCCAUUUUAUUGCCCAGUGUGUUGAGAUACAUGCUUUCUGCUCCAUUUUCUUAAUAUAGUAGUACACAAGGCUGCACAUGCCAGGAGAGUUCAAAGACAUAGUAGUGACAUAGUUCCCAUAUUGUAUAAUGCCUAGUUAAUACAAGGAGAGUCGUAGCACUACCUGUAACUGACUUUAAAAAAAAUCUCAUUGUUUCCUGUUGGGACCUAACUGAUUACAUGCCCCAGAGCAAACAAUGAACAUAAGGAUUUAAUUGUUAGGACCCUCCCAAAAAUAUGUAUUACAUAUACUGAAUUUAGUAUGAAGUUGUAAGCUACAAACAAAAGUCAUUUUCAUAGUCUAUUAUUCCAUCUUAAUUAUCCCCAUGCAUUGAUUGCAUUUUAUCUUAUAAUAUCAGCCUGUGCGCAUCAUCCCACAUAAUGAAUUGUACUUAACUAGAAAACAAGGAUUUGAUAAGAUUUUGAUAGUAGCAGAUAGAAGCAGAAUUGAAAGUAGUGUAUCUCAGCACAAAUUUGAAUACAGGAUACUAUACCCUUUAUAUGAGAUUAAGCCUGUAGUUAUAUUUGAAAGACAUUAUAGUAGGAGGGCAUUGAUUUUUCUGUGCAUAGGCAUUCCAUUAUUGCGCCAGCAGUAGAAUACUUUCCACUCAUAAAGGCAAUUAUGAUGAAUGUUUAUUUUUUGCACAUAAAAAGCUAUGCCUGCAUAUUUAUCUUUAGGAUAUAAUGCCUAUUGGAGGGUAUAAUUUCCUUUAACAGGGCUAUUAUGCAAAUGACACUGCAGCAAAUUAAAAUACAGCCCUUUUCUGCUACUUUAGAAAUCAGUUAUUUACACAUUUCCGUAGUGUAACUAUACUAUUUGUAAUAUUAUAUCAUUCAGUUUGAACAAUGCAAAAAUGUGUGAAUAGUCCUUGCAGGUUGUCUCUGCGCACUUUGCCUACUAUACUAUGCACUGGGUGUGCUAUGGAUUGAUUAACCUGUAUUAUACUGCGUAGUAUUUCAGAUUAUUACUCCUAGAAAGAGAUUAUUAUAUCGUAGUGCGCUGAUGUUUUGCAAAUUUGUAUAUUCAGAGGCAAAAAAAAUGUCUACUUUAUGCUUUUUUUUAGAAAUACAUCUCUGCAUUUUCCAGUGAUAUAAAAUGUCAGAGGAAAAUGGCUGUUUGGAAUAUUUUGGUUUUCUAUACCAAGAGAUUGCUAUAUUACUCUUUUUUUGUCUUAAAAAAAAAAAUCAAACAUUUCUGCUGUAAGCGGUAUAUUCAUCAAAUGGUGGCAUUGGCAUCAAUAGCCAGUUGUAGAAUUCUAGGGAACAUCACAUUGCAGAACAUUAAAACAAUAUGAAAAAGUACAUUUCAUUUCAGCAAUGUAAGAUUAAUUUAUAGGGAGCUGGAAGUUAAAAAGCAGCUGUAGGUUUUCAGGUUGGGCACCCACAGCAAAUGAAGACAUGUUUUGCAUUACUUGGGACUCCAUCUCUAUUGUUUAAUGUAAAUUGUGAAAUGCCCAGAUCAUUGAGCAGUGUUGGUAACAUGUAUGAGGGGUUUAUUACACUCAGAAAUCUGGUCUUUCAGCAGUUUCUCAGAGGGACCAGUGGGGUAACUAGCAACAAAUGGGCCCAGCAUGCACCAACAAAAUUCCCUGCACCCAGAAUACCACUACUCGUGGCUAAGGCAGGCCCCAAGCAGGCCCCGUUGUGAUUGAACUCCCUGCACCCCUGGUAGUUACGCUGCUGAGAGUGACUUAUUCAUGCACAACCAGUAUAUCCCAUCCACAGAGACUGCUUCACCUUAUCAUAAGUCAAACAUUUGGCUAGUUAUGUCCAGUGUGAUCACACUGGGUUCAAAAUGAACCAAAAUUCCAGGUAAAAUAGGCUUGGAAUUGAAUAGAUUGUAUGUAACCCAAGUAUGAGGUUACUGGCCUAAUUGGUUUGUAUGGGUCCCCUUACUGAUCUUAAACAAUAGGUUGUCCAUCGUAGUCAUAAACAUUACCAUAUCAGCUGGAGUAGUCUGCUUUUAUUCACAUCUUAAGCCUAGUAGCCAAUAUCAACCAAACUAAAUGUUUACCUGUGCACAGAUUUUAAAAGAACCCAAGAACCAACUGGAAUGUGCUUGAAAUAGAAUAGACUCCAAAUGUAAGUGUUGGUUAGUUUCCUCAACCCAAGUAUGAGGUCGUUGGCUGAAUGGCUAUCAUGGGGCACCGUACUGCUCUGCUCCUUUAGAUAACUACCCAAAUAAUUUACCUGUGCAGAUCUGCAACCAUAUUUGCCACAAGUCUAUUCAUUCAGCUACGGGGUCAUAUAGCCAGAUCUCACCUUCCAGGCAUGGCCUGCAUAACUGCCAAAUCCAAAAGAAUUAUGGGUGAUGUUGGUCACUACUCACUUAAAGAUAUCACUGAGGAAGAUGAGAUCCCUUUAACCAGUAAAAAAUGCGAGAUAUGAUGGCACCACUUGAUGAAUGUACUUUGAUGUGAUUUCUAGAUUCUAGAAGAAGCAUGCUUUGAGCAGUAAGUACAGUUCAGUAAGGAACAUUUCCUUAUACUAGCUCCUCACAAAUAAUGUUUUUUGAAUGCAAAGGUCUUUUUUUUUCCUUUUCAUUAUGUUAGUUAAAUGUGAUGCACAUCCAAACUUUGAACACAAACUGCUACCUCAUUUUGUUUUCUUUUUUUUUUUUUUGCUUUGAUAAAUAGGAGAUUGCGGAUGUGCAAUCUCAGAGUGUGUCUGAUGCCUAUUCUGUCAUACUUCUCAGUCAGAGGAGAAAUAACUGGUGGUGCAUAUAUUUUAUUUUUUUUUCUCCCUGGCACCAGGUCAAGAUUUUCUGAAUGGAGAUUGCCUUCAGUGGAAUCCAGAACAUGCCAUCUGCCAUAAUAAUGAUAACAUAAAGGUGCUCUUUUGUGCCCUCGUUGGGUUGGCUCAACUCUAGUUGCAGAUGAAUAUUCCUAAAGAAAUACUCAGUGAUGUGAUGUUUAAUCAUUGCUGUGUAUGGACAAUGAACUACUAUAGCACUUAUGUACAUAUGGUCUGCCCAAAGCCUUUGGACUGAAACACUAUAGCAACAAUGGCACAAUAUAAUACUCCAUGCAGGCCCGGACUGGCAAUCUGUGAGUUCUGGCAAAUGCCAGAGGGGCUGCUAUAAGGUCCCAUAG